Molecule: messenger RNA, 669 nt
Organism: Aplysia californica (California sea hare)
Lineage: Eukaryota; Metazoa; Mollusca; Gastropoda; Aplysiida; Aplysiidae
Exons: 1
Coding region: 1-669 (222 amino acids)
Biological process (GO): DNA integration
Molecular function (GO): nucleic acid binding
Source: RefSeq, a predicted model, not a curated record
AUGUCAGAACGCAGAGGGGCUCACCUCCAUCCCCUGGUCUCGGAUGGCACAGGAGAAAAAAGCGGACUCUGUAAGUCCCAAGUGAUGACGGCAAUAUCGGAGGGAUUUGUCCACGACAACCCAUCAAUCUCAUCCUUGAUGCGAUAUAAGGACUCCCUGUACAUCCUAGAUGGUGUGGUCAUGUACAACGAUCGUGUGGUGGUGCCAUCAUCCCAUCGACCGUCGAUCUUUGAGGGACUGCAUUCUGCACAUCAGGGCGUAUCAGCAAUUGAACUACGGGCCCAAGCCAUCGUCUUCUGGCCGGGUAUCACCAACGACAUCCAAUCCACAAGGACAAAAUGUCGUGAGUGCAACCGGAACGCUUCAUCCCAGGCUCCACUGCCGUCUGAACCAGCAAUCCCGCCAUCCACCCCUUUCGAACAGAUCUUCGCUGACUUCUUCGAGUUCGGUGGCCACCACUACCUCAUUGUUUGCGACCGUCUUACCGGAUGGUCAGAAAUAUUUUCUACACCCUCAGGAAGCCCUCACUCAGGGGCCGGAGGCCUGAUAGCAUGUCUCAGAUCGUUCUUCACCACCUUCGGCGUCCCUGAGGAGCUCUCCUGUGACGGGGGCCCUGAGUUCACAGCAAGCGCUAGCGGUGAAUUCCUUCAGCGUUGGGGAGUGAGGUAG